Messenger RNA from Hordeum vulgare subsp. vulgare (domesticated barley), 1305 nucleotides. RefSeq lists its product as uncharacterized. The coding region runs from base 265 to 750 and encodes 161 amino acids. The transcript has 2 exons. The record is from RefSeq and is a predicted model, not a curated record. Lineage: Eukaryota; Viridiplantae; Streptophyta; Magnoliopsida; Poales; Poaceae.
UACUACAGGCGGUGCCAAACAAUUGCAGCGCACAUCUACCCAAAAGCUUCAUCCCAAGCAGCCCCCCUCUCCUCUCAUCUCUAUAAAACCCAUCCAAAUCCACCAUCACCUCCACACUCAGUGACCCGUAACAGUGCCCCGUUUCUUCAGCUCGCACGCCGAGACCAGACACCACCACCAUCACCACCUUUUAAAAGCCUCGCCACGCAUCAGCCAAGCUAUCCCACGACGAUCGAGCUAAUUAAUCUAGCUAGCGCGCGAGCCAUGGCAUGCGUUAACAUGUACAACCCGGACGGCGGCGCGGUGGCGUUCGGCGGCGGGCAGCCGGGCCCGCGCAUCUCCUUCUCCAGCGACUUCUCCAUGGAGCCGCCGCCGCCGGUGCAGAACCGGGCCAUGGGCCUGCGGUGCCAGGAGGAGGACCAGAACUUCGAGUUCUCCGUCGGCAGCCACCCCAUGAUGGCCGCCGACCAGCUCUUCUCCAAGGGCAGGAUCCUCCCCUUCAAGGUCGAGGGCGGCCGCGCUCCCUCCACGCUCCGCGACGAGCUCCGUGGUAGCGCCGACGAGGAGAGGGCGUCCACGCCCAAGGGGUCCAGCCGGUGGAGGGAGAUGCUCGGCCUCCGGAAGUCGCUAUGCGUCGGCGGCGGCGUCGCCAACAAUGCCGCCGCGGCCAAGAAGGGCGACAAGGUCGUCGCCGUGGACGCCGACGCCAAGAUAGCCACCGACAUGGCCGCGUCCAAGCAGGAGCUAUGAGAGGUGACCGGCCGAUGGGGACUACGGCGACAUGACGAAACCCUUCUUCUUCCUCGCCAUCGCUCGCACCAUGUUCACCGGUCUUCUCUCAUCGCGCUCGUCAGUCGUUUUGGGUGGCCUGAUUGCGUGUGUGCUAGCUAGCCACUGUAGAUGGCCAGUGUCCAUGUCCAUGUGUGUGCAUGUGUUGAAGAGCAAACAAUUCUGUAAUUUCACUUCUUUUUUCCUUCUUCUUAUCUCACAAGUGAUCCGCUCUCGAUCCCUAGCCAGCUAGCUAGCAGCAGCUGUCCACUGCCACUAGAUCCCCAUGCAUCACCUCACACUUCUUUCUCUUCUUCUUCUUCUUCUUCUUCCAAGCUUUGUUUUUUUCCUCCACCACCAUCUCGCUCUGCCUGCCCAUGGCGGCCUGUACAUAAUGCUUGUGCGUAGAUGGGGGAUUUAUGGUGCAAUGAUUAGCCUUUGCCAGACGGCCAGAUCUGUGGCGACACGAGCUGAGCCUCUGCUGGCCUCUGUUGUUGUAGGGAUCAUGCACGCAACAGUGCGCUCCUUUGUCACCUU